Myotis brandtii (Brandt's bat) is the source of this 2553-nucleotide messenger RNA. It is a transcript of the gene ALDH3A2, whose product is annotated as aldehyde dehydrogenase 3 family, member A2. The transcript is spliced from 8 exons. Gene Ontology annotation, cellular component: cytoplasm. Gene Ontology annotation, molecular function: aldehyde dehydrogenase (NAD+) activity. Lineage: Eukaryota; Metazoa; Chordata; Mammalia; Chiroptera; Vespertilionidae. The record is from RefSeq and is a predicted model, not a curated record. Gene Ontology annotation, biological process: aldehyde metabolic process. The coding region runs from base 1 to 1017 and encodes 338 amino acids.
AUGGAUGAUACCGGGGAGGAGGAGGAUGAGGAGGAGAUGGAGGGUGGUAGCGAGCUGAAUGCAUACAGCCAGGAAGUCAUUACCAUUCAUGGGGAAGUUGAUCUCGUGCUGGAGCAGCUUCCUGAGUGGGUUACUGCUAAGCCAGCCAAGAAGAACCUGCUCACCGUGAUGGAUGAGGCCUACAUCCAGCCAGAGCCCCUGGGGGUCGUCCUGAUUAUAGGGGCUUGGAACUACCCCUUCGUUCUCACCAUGCAGCCACUGAUAGGAGCCAUUGCUGCAGGAAAUGCUGUGAUUAUCAAGCCUUCUGAACUCAGUGAAAAUACAGCCAACAUCUUGGCUAAGCUCCUCCCCCAGUACUUGGACCAGGACCUGUAUGUUGUGGCGAAGGGUGGUAUUGAGGAAACCACCGAGCUCCUGAAGCAGCGGUUCGACCACAUUCUCUAUACUGGAAGCACUGCGGUGGGGAAGAUUGUCAUGGCAGCUGCUGCCAAGCACCUGACCCCUGUGACGCUGGAGCUGGGCGGGAAGAGUCCGUGCUACAUCGACCGAGAUUGUGACCUGGACGUCGCCUGCAGACGCAUAGCCUGGGGGAAGUACAUGAACUGCGGUCAAACCUGCAUCGCUCCCGACUACAUUCUCUGUGAACCAUCUCUCCAGAGUCAAAUCGUGCAGAAGAUUAAGGAAACCGUGAAGGAAUUUUAUGGAGAAAAUAUAAAAGAAUCUCCUGAUUAUGAAAGGAUCAUCAAUCUUCGUCACUUUAAGAGGCUCCUGAGUUUGCUCGAGGGACAGAAGAUCGCUUUUGGUGGGGAGACGGAUGAGGCCACGCGCUACAUCGCCCCAACAAUACUUACUGACGUUGAUCCUGAAACCAAGGUGAUGCAAGAAGAAAUUUUUGGACCAAUUCUUCCAAUAGUGCCUGUGAAGAAUGCAGAUGAAGCCAUAAAGUUCAUCAAUGACCGCGAAAAGCCAUUGGCUUUCUAUGUGUUUUCUCAUAACAACAAGGCUGUGUACUACUGAAGAGUGGCCCGCUCAGCCUCCUCGCUGCCCCCACCGCAUCAUUCCUCUGAGAAGUAGUUCAUGAAGCCAUAGGUUUAGCAUCCUACCAAAAACGGAAAGAGAAUACGCAGCCCCGCACUCAACCCUGACAUCAUUGCCAAGCGCCAUGGAUGCAACUUGCAUUUCAGCCAAAUCCCAGCAUUCCCCCCUGAGGACACUCAGAACCCACACUCGACUGUGCUGCCCGGGCUGGGGCCGGGGAAGGAGAAGGUCUGGAGCUACCCCUGCGACCCUGGGAGCUCGGAGGAGCCUCAGACCCGCCCAGGGACCGCCUCCCCCGUUCAUGGACAUGGGACACCCCGCCCCAUCCCUGCUGUUGCCUCCAUCACUCUGGAAACUUUCAAGAGUUCAGUCCCGAGAGAUGAGGAUGGAUUUUCCCCGGCUCUAGAACUGGGGGAGAGGGGUCCCUGUUCCUCGUUCACCCCUUAGGACUUGCGGACCUGACCUCCACGAGUUGGCCCGCCCAUCAGACCAGUGGUGCUCCUCCGUUCUCGUCCGUUCACCGUCCUGCCUUGUGUUUGGUUGUGGCAUCUCUUGUCCCUGCCACGGAGGCUUAUUGUGACGGGAACCCCGAAGCAUCCUGUGAACCCUAGGACUUCCGGGAAGACUGCCCGUUUCAUUCGGGUGUCACCUGUCACUCUCACGGUGUAGGCGUUACAGGUCCUACAUCUUACAAAACCUAACUGGCAUUUUCAAACGUAGUAGUAGGAGUGCUGUACUUACCAUUCUUAUCCUCUGUCAGGGCCCUGAAAUUGCAAGUUAGUGGUUUUCCAAGGGCAGAUCUUUACGUUUAUUCUAUAGCAACAAUGCGAGUAAGUUUCACUUCUUUAAGCUGCAGAGAGGCCCCGUGUGGGGAACCCAUUUCCUGUCUGUCGGGGACAAGAGGCCUUGGGUGCUCAGAACCUGGGAGUGGUCCUUUGGAGAAACCUGCAGGAGGACUGGACGCCGUAGCAGUUGGCCAGGCUGAGGGGAUGGAGGGCCAGCAGCGCCCGCUGGGGAAUGUGCUCGAGGAGCCCAGAGGCGGCGGGCGCCCCGUGGGGCCUGCUGAGGGGCUGGCGGCCAGAGCCCCACCUCCCCCAAUUUGAAACAGACUCCGCCCACUCGAUGAGAGAAUGUAAUUCACUUUAUGGAAUGUAUAAUCUGCUUCGUUGGAUGAGUUUGUUCCUUGAAGAUGGUCUGAAGUAUGUCUUUAUCACAGAAUGAGGCGUCAGGAGUUAAUCACUACACUUGUUUAGGAAAAAGCUGCUUAAACUGUAACUAUAGAAUAAUCAUAAUUUCAAAAUGGCAUUUUCAUUUAGUAAAUUGUAAUUAUAAUUUCUAGUUAAACUAAAUUAUUGGCUUGUCUACUAGUAUAUUCCGCUUCAAAAUAAACCAUUAUAUUUGAUGAAAGGGUAUGAUUUCCAUAACAUUCUUAGUGUGGAACCUCAGGCAUGAUCUUUGGGACAGAAUUCUUUGAUCAUAUAUUUUCUCCAACUAUAAAUACAUAUUUUGUCUUUA